CACCUCUCUCUCUGAUCAAACCAGUAGUCCCUCAGCCACUGAACAUGGCCCUCGAAGCUCUCAACUCGCCCACCGCCGCCGCUCCCUUCGGCCACGACGACGUGGACAGCCACCCCUGGGCCAAGCGGAAGCGCUCGAAACGGCCCCGUGUGGACCCGGAGAGCCCGCCCUCCGAGGAGGAGUACCUCGCCCUCUGCCUCAUCAUGCUUGCCCGCGGCGGGGAGAGCAGCGGUCAGCCGCCGGAGGCUCCGAGCGUGAAGCUCUCCUACAAGUGUUCCGUCUGCGACAGGGCCUUCCCUUCCUACCAGGCCCUCGGCGGCCACAAGGCCAGCCACCGCAAAUCCUCCUCCGAAGCCGCCGCCUCCUCCGCCGCCCCCGCGGCCGAGAACCCCACCUCCUCCUCCUCCGCCGCCGUGGCAGCCGUCGGCGGUAAGCUCCACGAGUGCUCCAUCUGCCACAAGACCUUCCCCACCGGCCAGGCCUUGGGCGGCCACAAGCGGUGUCACUACGACGGCGGCAGUAGUAGCGGCGGCGGCGGCCCCGCCACCGGCUUCUCUUCCUCCGAAGCAGGAGGCUCGAGCCACAUAGCCGUCAGCCACCGGGAACCGAUCGACCUGAACCUGCCGGCCUUGCCGGAAUUCUGGGUCGGCAUCGACGAAAGCAGCGAUCUGGACCCUAAAAGUCAACCCCCCGGCGAGCAAGAGGCGGAGAGCCCUCUUCCGGCGAAAAGGCCGAGGUUGUUUCUGGAUCCAGAGGAUGUGGGGUCUCCCCAAAGAUGAUUUCCGACAUUUACGUGGAUUACAAAGAUUACCCUUUACUUCAUUGUUCAUUUUUUUUCCUUUUUUUAAGGAUUAUUUGUUCAUUAGACUUUUGUUUUCAGCUAGGGUUCGAUCUGAUUGUUCUGUACAGCAAAAGAAACUGACGAUUGUCAUUUGUGCAAAUUCUUGCAGCCCCUCUUGGCUGAUCAUUAUCAAUUACUUGUCACUGAAUAUUCUUUCAUUCCUUGAAUGAAUAAAAAUCACAGAAA
Rhodamnia argentea is the source of this 1027-nucleotide messenger RNA. Its product is annotated as zinc finger protein ZAT10-like. The coding region runs from base 45 to 779 and encodes 244 amino acids. Gene Ontology annotation, biological process: response to stress. The transcript has a single exon. Gene Ontology annotation, molecular function: DNA-binding transcription factor activity. The record is from RefSeq and is a predicted model, not a curated record. NCBI's taxonomy places the organism in Eukaryota, Viridiplantae, Streptophyta, Magnoliopsida, Myrtales, Myrtaceae.